AUGAGUGCUUCCCUUUUUAAUGAAAUUAUUUGUGACCCACAAAACAAUUACUACUCAGUAGAAAACGGUGUUCUAUACAACAAAGAAAAGACUUCAAUAAUAAUGUGCUUCCAGAGAAACUUCACAUCUUUCAUUAUGCCAGAAACUGUUGAGACAGUAUGGAGAGCAGUUUUUGCUGGACAUAUCAUCGAAAAUAUUACUUUUAGUUCAAAAUUAAGAGCUAUUUCCGAAUCAUGUUUCCAGGAAUCACACAUUGUAAAUGUUACAAUUCCAGAUUCAGUAAAAAGUAUUGGCGAUUCUGCAUUUUAUCAUUGCAAAUAUCUCAAUUCAGUUGUUAUUGGUAAUGGAAUUACUAUUAUCCCUGCGAAAUGUUUUGCAGAAUCUAAUAUUUCGAAUAUUAUAUUUAAUGACAAGAUUACAACUAUCAAAGGGUCUGCUUUUCUUAACUGCAUUAACCUAAAAUAUAUGAAACUUCCGAAAACUCUAACUAAUAUCGAAGGAAAUGUUUUCCCGCAUGAUGUAGUUCUUGAUUUUCCCGAGGACGCUCCAUUUUCUUUUGACAACCAAGGUUUAUUAUAUAAUUCCAGCAAAUCAAUCAUUUACAUGCGUUUUAGUGAUCUUGAGCACUAUGAUAUCCCAUCUACUGUUUCUAUUAUUUCAAAUGGUCUUUUCUCUUCUCUCGGAAAACUGAAAUCUAUAAAUUUCACAUCAAACUCUAGUUUAACAACAAUUCUAGAUGGAGCUUUUUGGGGAUGUAUAAAUCUUGAAUAUAUUGAUUUUCCAAAUACACUUACUUAUAUUGGUAAUCAUGCAUUCAGAGAUUGUAAUUCAUUAAAAACUAUUCACUUCCCAGAUUCUUUGAUAGCAAUUAAUGUUUAUGCAUUUCAAAGUUGCAGAAAGCUAACUGAGGUUCAUUUUGGAAGAAACAUCAAAUCAAUUGGUAUGACAUUUUAUGCAUGUGGUUCUUUAGAAACAGUAAUAUUUGUAGGAUCAGAUGGAACAGAUUUAGGUAAAAAUUCUUUUAUUUAUUGUUCAAAACUGAAAACUAUUAUUUUAAGAAAUAUCACAAAAAUCCAAAGUAAUUGCUUUUGGGGUUGUACUUCCUUGCAAUCAAUAGAAAUUCCUGAUACAAUUCAAAUAAUAGGUUCAAAUGUAUUUAUAAAUUCAGGUAUCGAAAAUAUUACAUUUUUUGGGAAAUCCUUCAAUAUCUAUUAUUCCGUCUCAAGCAUUUAG
Molecule: messenger RNA, 1233 nt
Organism: Trichomonas vaginalis G3
Lineage: Eukaryota; Parabasalia; Trichomonadida; Trichomonadidae
Product: antigen BSP-related family
Exons: 1
Coding region: 1-1233 (410 amino acids)
Source: RefSeq, a predicted model, not a curated record